UGUCGCUCGUCAUGUUCCGAAAAUCGGCAUGAAAGCAAACUGUCAAAUGUUAUUUGGCAAACGGAGCAUAUUGUCAAGCGAUUUAAAAUUAAAUAAUAGGGCGAAUAAUUGGUUUAAAAGCGCUUCAUUCUUCGCUCGUAAUCAAGUCAAAGUGUAUUAACGAUGUUGCGUACCUUUGUUACCACCGCUGGACGAUUAUCACAGCAACACCAUCAAUCAUUAUUGCUUCGGAAUGGACGUCAACUUUUGCAGCAGAGUCGCACGAAGGUAUCCACGCCUAUGAAUACGAUAAUAAUGUUUGUGCCACAGCAAGAAGCAUGGAUAGUUGAGCGCAUGGGUCGUUUUCACAGAAUUAUGGAGCCUGGUCUUAAUAUAUUGGUGCCCUUUAUUGAUAAAAUCAAAUAUGUACAAAGUCUGAAGGAAAUCGCUAUUGAUGUGCCCAAACAGAGUGCCAUCACUUCGGACAAUGUCACCCUAAGUAUAGAUGGCGUUUUGUACUUGCGCAUCAUUGAUGCUUACCAUGCUUCUUAUGGUGUGGAGGACCCAGAAUUCGCGAUAACACAACUUGCUCAAACCACAAUGCGAUCCGAGUUGGGUAAGAUGUCGUUGGAUAAAAUCUUCCGUGAACGGGAAUCUCUCAAUGUUAGCAUAGUCGAUUCGAUCAAUAAGGCAAGCGAGGCGUGGGGUAUUGCGUGCUUGCGUUACGAAAUCCGUGACAUUCGUUUGCCUACACGUGUACAUGAAGCUAUGCAAAUGCAAGUGGAAGCAGAACGACGUAAGCGAGCAGCUAUUCUGGAGUCAGAAGGUAGUCGCGAAGCUGAAAUCAAUAUUGCUGAAGGUAAAAGAAAAUCACGUAUACUAGCUUCCGAAGCCGAACGACAAGAGCAAAUAAACAAAGCGAGUGGUGAAGCGGCUGCAAUGGUGGCCGUGGCCGAUGCACGUGCACAGGGUCUGCAAACUAUUGCAAAGGCAUUGCAGAAUUUAGAUGGCAAAAAUGCUGCUUCACUUACUUUAGCCGAGCAAUAUAUCGAUGCAUUUAGAAAUUUAGCGAAAACCAAUAACACCCUCAUAUUGCCAUCCAACCCUGGCGAUGUAACAUCUCUAGUAACACAAGCUCUAAGCGUUUAUCAAACGAUUUCAAAUACGAAUGUUAGUAAUAUGAAGAAUUUAAGUACCGCAGGUGAAAUUGUGGACAACAGGAGCGAUGAACUUAAUUGUAAACAGGAUAAGAAUGUAAAAUUACAGAAAAUGGAAAUUGAAUAACUGAAAAACGAUAAAGUCAACUAUGAAUUGUAAUAAAAUUGCAA
Molecule: messenger RNA, 1307 nt
Organism: Anastrepha obliqua
Lineage: Eukaryota; Metazoa; Arthropoda; Insecta; Diptera; Tephritidae
Gene: Stoml2
Product: stomatin-like protein 2, mitochondrial
Exons: 2
Coding region: 163-1263 (366 amino acids)
Cellular component (GO): membrane
Source: RefSeq, a predicted model, not a curated record